GUGUACAGCCGUAUGUGCGUCCCGACAGCACCACAAAUGGCCAUCGUCGGUUGGGAUACCCCUUCGAUAUUCACGGGUUGGAUGGGGAGGGUGGGGAUCAGCCAAGAAUCGCUCGAAACCCUCUGGGCGCGCCCGGACUUUACCGUCAAUCAAGUGUGGGAGGGCUGGUUGACGUGGCAGCCGGAUACGGAAUCGUAUGUCGUCGACAACCCGGACCGUCUCCGAGGUGGAGUAGAGCAGAGGCGGAUCGACAAGUUUCUCGAAAUUGUGCCAUGGAUGCCCGAUUGGAGCGCACCGAUGGAGACGGAAGGCAUCGCCGACGGGCGAACCCUUUCCACCCUAUUCAUUAUCACAAAAAUCGGGAGUUACUGCCUAACGGCGAGUUCGCGACGAAUUGGAGACACGGCGCCGGAUUUGGGAUGCUAUGUGAGAUGCCGGGUCAGCUUCAACAAAAAUCUGAACUCCGGCAAGGUACUGGAAUACGAGGUGCUCCCAUUGCCGACGAGGACGAUUGAAAUGGAUUGGAUUGGAUAUCUUAUCAAGUUCCACGCCCUGUUCCAAGUCGUUCGCCACGGACCGCACGGACUCGAGCUCCGGAAUCCGAUUUUGGGAAUGUAUGUGGACGAGAAGCAAAGGCUUGGCGACCCCGACAUCGGGAGUUUGGUUGAACUCGCCAUAAUGCACCACAAGGACAAGGAGACCGGGAAAACCGCGUGGCGGGUACCG
This is a messenger RNA of Mesorhabditis spiculigera, 726 nucleotides long. NCBI's taxonomy places the organism in Eukaryota, Metazoa, Nematoda, Chromadorea, Rhabditida, Rhabditidae. The record is from the annotation of a GenBank genome assembly.